Molecule: messenger RNA, 972 nt
Organism: Pararge aegeria (speckled wood butterfly)
Lineage: Eukaryota; Metazoa; Arthropoda; Insecta; Lepidoptera; Nymphalidae
Product: deoxynucleotidyltransferase terminal-interacting protein 2
Exons: 4
Coding region: 102-959 (285 amino acids)
Biological process (GO): RNA processing
Cellular component (GO): nucleolus
Molecular function (GO): RNA binding
Source: RefSeq, a predicted model, not a curated record
UUCAACACUCAUAUUUUGAUAUCACAUGUGCGAGUUUUAUAAAUAAAAAUACAAAUCUAUAUUUUGCAAAUAAUGAAUUAAUCAAGCAUAAGAACUGGAUCAUGGAUUUUAUAGUAGACACAGUUGGGGACAAUGACCUCCAGGUGAAAACGGAAUUACUAGAAAAAGAUGAAAAACUUUUUAUUGACAAAGAAAAGAAAACAGAAUCGAUAUUAGAAUUAUUCGAAACGAAGAAACAAGAAUUAGACAACCAAGAAGCAGCAGAAGAUGAAUUACGGAAUAAAUUAAACGGUUUGAAGAUAGACAACCUUUUUGAUGGGUUCUUUGAUGAGAUGGGUUGGAUGGCGCCUAUUAUCAAGAAUGGCAAGAGGAAGAGGUUGUUUCAUUUCGAUCAACUAGAUAUAGAAACAGGGAAGUUAAAAUCGAAUCUUGGUUCAGUAGAUGUUGAGAAGGAAAUGCAGAAGUCUGUUCUGACACCAGGUAUUGAAAAAGAACAUGGACUACCUAGCUAUAAUGUUAGUGAGAGAAAACUUAAAGCAAUACGUAAGAGAGAACGAGAGAAAACCAAAGGACCCAAUUGGUUCAACAUGCCAGUUCCAGAAAUGACGGAGGAGCUCAAAAAUGACCUGCAGGUCCUAAAAAUGAGAUCCGCAAUGGAUCCCAAACAUUUCUACAAAAAGAAUGACAUGGAAGUUUUGCCUAAGUACUUCCAGGUUGGUAAAAUAAUGGACUCUCCAUUGGAUCACAUAAAUGAAAGAUUGACAAGAAAAGAAAGAAAAAGGACAAUGGUCGAGGAGCUAUUAGCAGAUGCAGAGUUUCAGAAGUACAAUAAGAAGAAAUACAAAGAAAUUAUAGACGAAAAGAGAAGGUCAGAGUACAAAACUUUCAUGAAGGAUAAGAGACAGAAGAAUAAAGCUGUGUUAAAAAGUAAUAAGGUGAAAACUAAAAAGGCAAAAUAAAUAAUUUAAAGUA